UUUGACUUAUCUAAACCUGCGUUUGUUAACACAAUACAGCGGUAGCAAGAAGAAGAAGAAAAAAAAGAAGAAGAAGAAGCUCUGCUUCACUUUGAUUUGAUCUGAGAAUUCAGAAGUAGCAAAGCACCUUGUGUAUUCCUUCCACUUCCACAUGCUCAAAUCACUCUCUCUAACCCACCUCUCUUCUCUCUUACCCCACACUCGUCCCAUGUUCUCUUCCACUUCCAGAUUGCUCUGUCACUGCCAAUUCCUCCAUCUACCUCCAUCAUCGCCAUUCACCAAACCACAAUGCUCCAGAUUCCUCUCCACCAAUCCCACCCCAUACCCACUCCAAUACGAGAUGAUCAUCAACCGCCCCGACACCCCACAAACUCGCCGACGACCUGUUCGACAAAAUGCCAAUGACGCCCCUUCCGAACCGGACCAACCCGACGACUCGCUGCAGGGAUGGGCCAGCGGUAAACUAGCUUCAGACGCCGAAUUGGACCGACCCGGGUCGUCGAAAUUGGAACUUGACAAGGCUAAGAGGAAGUACUACAAUAAGCGGAGGAAGAGGAUGUAUGGGUCGGAUUCUGAGGAUGAGGGGAGGAGGCAUGAGGAUGGGUUCGUGGAGCUAAAACCGGAGGUUGUGGAGCUUCCUACAAUGCACAAGAGGGAGGAGGAGUUGUAUUUCUAUGAUGCAUUUGCUUAUCCGUGGGAGAAGGAGAAGCAUUACAAGAUGGUUUAUCAGUUGGAGAAGAAGUAUUUCCCUGAUCAGUGUCUUGAUAAGGCGUUUGUCGAACCGGGGCAGGUGAGUUCGAGUGCAAAUGUGAGUGGUAAGGGGAAGGGUAAGAGCAGAGUUGGUGGGGUUGUUAAGGGGGAGAAGAAAGAUGAGGAGGUUGAUGGUGUUGGUGAUGACAGGUUGGUGUUUUUUGAGGAGAAAAAGGAAGUGAAAGAAAAGGGUAAGGAUCUUACCGAGAAGAAGGUUGAGGAGUUCUUUAAGGGUUUGAAGAAAGCUCCUGGUAAGGAUGGUCAAGUUGAUGAGGCAGGGGAGCCAUAUUUUUCUUCAAGGAGGGCUGGACUCCCUCCCACUUGGGAUGGUCCACAUGGCACCGUGCUUUUGGUGAACAAACCCAAAGGUUGGACUUCAUUCACAGUUUGUGGAAAGCUGCGUCGCAUUGUCAAAGUGAAAAAGGUAGGCCAUGCUGGAACUCUUGACCCAAUGGCUACUGGUUUAUUGAUCGUUUGUAUUGGCAAAGCAACAAAAGUGGUAGACAGAUAUCAAGGGAUGGUUAAGGGUUAUAGUGGGGUUUUCCGCUUAGGUGAGGCUACUUCAACAUGGGAUGCUGAUUCGCCAGUCAUUCAACGCGAGCCAUGGGAGCACAUCAAAGAUGAGGACAUAAAGAAAAAAGCUCUGUCCUUUUGUGGGGAGAUUUGGCAAGUUCCUCCGAUGUUCUCAGCUAUUAAAGUGGGAGGUGAAAAGAUGUAUGAGAAAGCAAGAAGAGGAGAAAGCAUUGAACUUUCGCCUAGAAGAAUUUCAAUAUUCCAGUUUGACAUAGAGCGUAGCUUGGAUGACAGACAAAAUUUGAUUUUUAGAGUAACAUGUUCAAAAGGAACAUAUAUUCGGUCACUCUGCGCCGAUUUGGGGAAGGCCCUUGGCAGCUGCGCCCAUUUAACUGCUCUCCGAAGAGAUUCAAUCGGGCAAUAUUCAGCUGAUGAUGCAUGGGAAUUUCAAGAAUUGGAAGAGGCUAUUACCAAAAGUUAUCUCUAACUGCUCUCUUGUUCCCUGCCAUAUGAUCAUGAGAGCCAUUACAUGCAUUUUCCUCCUCUGGUAAAUACAUAAGUGGGGUGUUUUAUAAGCCGCUUCUUAAUCAUAUGGUCCUUUCUGGAUGUUCCACCCUUCAAUUUUUAGAUUUAAUUUGUGACUUAGUAGUAUAUAAAGUUGAGAGCAAUGUUCUGUAAAAUUAAUUCAUUAUUCAUUUUUAUUAGGAGAUUAAUUCUUUGAGAAGCGACAGUCCUGAUGUUUCAAGAGAUGCUACACAAUGUGAUGACUUUAUGUCAAUUUAAAAUUUCAAUUGACUUAAUCUCUUAAA
Molecule: messenger RNA, 2072 nt
Organism: Lotus japonicus
Lineage: Eukaryota; Viridiplantae; Streptophyta; Magnoliopsida; Fabales; Fabaceae
Exons: 9
Coding region: 152-1750 (532 amino acids)
Biological process (GO): mRNA pseudouridine synthesis; tRNA modification
Cellular component (GO): mitochondrion
Molecular function (GO): pseudouridine synthase activity; RNA binding
Source: RefSeq, a predicted model, not a curated record